AUGAUGCCCCGCCGACGGAGCCGUUAUGUGAUCCUGGUCGCGGUUGUCAUGGUCUUCAUGCUAUACCAGGUCUUCAAAAACCCUGAAUUGGAUUCCACAGGUCAAUCCAGCAGCAUCAAGCCUAGCGAACCCGAAAAGGGCCAAAACGUCCACAAGGAUUCCUCGAAGCCACCCCCGGCGGCCAAAGAUCCCGUUUCCAACAAGCACCUCAACAACCAGCCGCCCCCCGAUAGCGAACAUCCCCACGACCAAGAGGAAGACGAGCCCGAGCAGAACCCUCAGAAGCAGACGGCCAAGCCCACUGUCAAGAUUCCUCAGCUCAAGACGGAGAAGGCCAAGGCGCCCACCAAUACUCUUUCUGGUCCUACUCUGUCCAUUCACGCCUAUAAUGACGAGAUCGAGGCUACCAAUGCGCCCGAGGUUACGAAGGCGCCUACAAAGCCUCUGGAGUUGGAAGAGGACCUCCAUGCCAAGAAGCCUCCCGGCCGACCCAACUUUGAUAUCGCUGAGAGCUUGUCGACCUCGACAUCGCUGAUUCACUGGCACAAGGUCUCCGAACACUUCCCCGUUCCAACCGACGAGAUUAUCCCCCUCCCCGCCGGCAAGCCCAAAGACAUUCCCAAGAUCCAAUAUGACUUCAAGCCAGAGUCGGAGGCUGCCAAGGACAAGCGCGAAAAACGCCUAGCCCUGAUUAAGGCUGAAAUGCUACGAUCCUGGGGCGGAUACCGCAAAUUCGCUUGGAUGCACGAUGAACUUUCGCCCGUCAGCGGCCGAAACCGCGAUCCCUUCUGUGGCUGGGCUGCUACUCUCGUGGACGGCCUUGAUACGCUUUGGAUCAUGGGCAUGAAGGAAGAGUUCGCCGAGGCCGUCAAGGCUGUCAAGGAGAUCGAUUUUACCUACAGCCCGACGCGCCGUGACAUUCCAGUCUUCGAGACCACCAUCAGAUACUUGGGCGGUCUUCUUGCUGCUUUCGAUGUGAGCGGUGGCAAAGAGGGCGGGUACACUGUGCUGCUGGACAAGGCCGUUGAACUCGCCGAAAUCUUGAUGGGCAUUUUUGACACCCCUAAUCGUAUGCCCAUCUUGUACUACAACUGGAUGCCCGAGUAUGCCUCCCAACCCCACCGGGCUACGACCGUUGGUGUGGCCGAGCUGGGUUCGCUGAGCAUGGAGUUCACACGUCUUGCCCAAUUGACCGGUAAAGACAAGUACUACGAUGCCAUCGCUAGAAUUACCGACGCUUUUGAGGACCUCCAGAACCGUGGCACUACCAUUGAUGGCAUCUUCCCUGAACAGCUGGACGCCUCUGGCUGCAACAGGACCGCAGAAGCCAUUAUUUACCAGGAGGCACAGGCUGCGGCUGCUAGUGCGAGUGCGGCCGCUGCUCGAUUGAGCGAGCCCCAGGGUCAUGAGCCAGUGGCUGCUGAGGCCAAGCGCGACGAGACUGACGCGAUUCUGCCGCAAGAAACUGCGGCGGCCAAGGGUAACGGUAGCGAGCCGGAAAGCAAUCCGCUCGCGAGGCGAGCUGUUGGUGUCGACCAGAAUGGCGAGUCUGUGGUCGAGAAUGCAAACAUCGAUAAGAAGACGGCUUUCCCAGCGCCCAAGGUCAACGAGCAGCCCUUGUACCCCGGCAACAGUGGUCGGAGACCAUCCACCCCUACAACGCCAGACAAGUCUUCAUGGGAGUGCAUCAAACAAGGUCUCGUCCCUGGUGGUUGGGGUUAUCAGCAGUACAGCAUGGGUGGUAGCCAAGAUUCCACUUACGAGUAUUUCCCCAAGGAAUAUCUCGUCCUUGGCGGUCUGGAGCAAAAGUACAAGACGAUGCACAUCAAGACGGUCGAGGCUGUGAAAAAAUGGCUUCUGUACAGACCUAUGGUUCCCAAAGAAAGGGACAUUCUCUUCUCGGCCAAGGUUUCGACCUCUGGUGACCCUGAAAACGACCUGCGAACAGAGUAUGAAGUCACUCACCUCACCUGCUUCAUUGGUGGCAUGUUUGGUCUGGGAGGCAAGGUUUUUGACAGACCCGAUGAUAUUGAAAUCGCCAAGAAGCUCACUGAUGGAUGUGUCUGGGCGUACGAAACGAUGCCCUCUGGCAUCAUGCCUGAAGGAGCCUCUGUCGUGCCCUGCGCAUCUACCAAGAGUUGCCCGUGGAACGAGACCUUGUGGUGGGAGCACCUCGAUCCGUCCGCUGAGUGGCGUGCGGCGCAAGUCCAGGCGUGGGAAGAGAGGCAACGUGACAAGAAGCAGCAAAAGGAGCAAGACGCCCUCCGCAAGCAAACAACUGAAAGAGGCAACAAACCCGUGGAGAAGUCGACCGAAGAGACGACCCAGUCAGAGUCCCCGGUCGAAAAGAAGGACCCGCUAGACGAUAUUCAGGUUCCCAAGGAUGAACCAAAGAAGCUAGGAUCGGCCGAGAAAACCGAGUACCCAGCACCUGAGCCCGGCCUGAACAAGUCCCCUUCAAACGUCGAUGAGCACCUCUUGAAGAAGAGAGACCCUGCUCCACCAGUGUCUCAAGACCCUCGUAAGGGUACUGCUCAGGAGGCCGCUAGCAACACCGUGAAGGACAAGCUCGACUUGAACAACCCUGGAAGCACCACCGACGACAUCACCGGCAGUGUCCCCAACGACGCACCCGUUAGCGGUGGCAUUGUGGACAAGAUCGCGUUUGAAGAGGAGGGCGAGGUUCCCGACCCGAAGCCGCUCUCGCACGAGGAGUGGGUCAAGGACAAGUUGGAGCUCGAGAAGAUCCCGCCUGGCUUCGUCAACAUCGACGCCAGGCGUUACAUCCUUCGUCCCGAAGCUAUCGAGUCCGUGUGGUACAUGUACCGCAUCACUGGAGAUCCUGUGUGGCAGGAGAAGGGAUGGAGGAUGUGGGAGGCCAUUAUCAAGGCGACUCGCACCGAGCACGGCAACAGCGCCAUUGACGAUGUAUUGUCUGAAGACCCUCAACCUGUUGACGAGAUGGAAAGUUUCUGGAUCGCCGAGACGCUCAAGUACUUCUACCUCUUGUUCUCAACGCCCGAUGUCGUCAGCUUGGACGACUGGGUGCUCAACACCGAGGCGCAUCCGUUCAAGCGCCCUGUUUGA
Messenger RNA from Colletotrichum phormii, 3087 nucleotides. RefSeq names its product family 47 glycosyl hydrolase. The transcript is spliced from 3 exons. Lineage: Eukaryota; Fungi; Ascomycota; Sordariomycetes; Glomerellales; Glomerellaceae. Gene Ontology annotation, cellular component: membrane; endoplasmic reticulum. Bases 1 to 3087 code for a protein of 1028 amino acids. Gene Ontology annotation, molecular function: calcium ion binding; mannosyl-oligosaccharide 1,2-alpha-mannosidase activity. The record is from RefSeq and is a predicted model, not a curated record. Gene Ontology annotation, biological process: mannose trimming involved in glycoprotein ERAD pathway; carbohydrate metabolic process.